AUGCAGGGAGCGGUCAUGAAGACCUGCGCCUGGAGCGCUGCACUUCUGGUCCUGAGGGUGGCUGAUGCGGUUCUGGUCCGCCGAAUGGGCGAUGAGCCCGACAAGCUCCGGGAUGUGGAAGCCAUUACGCCUUUCGGGGAGAAAGCAGAUGGCGUCUCACGGCCCCACCUCGAGCUGGUGAACAAGACCGGCGUUUUGGUCAAGGCCCUUGAUGAGUGCAUCUGUGGCUUCGGCACCUUUUGGGACAGUGAGGGACAGAAAUGUGUUCCUCAGCUCACGAAGGGCGUCACUUGCGGCGGCUUUGCACAAGAAGACUGGCCUUUGGCCUGCCAGGAUGGCCUGACGUGCAAACUUCCUGCAGACUACACAGGCAAGGAGGAUGCUGCCGCACUCAAGCAGGCGAUUUGCCUCGACUGCACCGCGAAUGACAAAUGUCAGCCGGGCCGACAAAUGUGCCAGCGUGUCUUCGCGGUCUCUGGCCAGGCUUGUGCGACAGUCAAGGUGACGGUGCCCAAUGCCAAAGCCACGAUGUCCGUGACCAAGAAUGUCACUGUGAAAGCCACCAGCACCAAGAAUGCGCAUGCUGCCGCCAAGGAGACUGCGACCGUCUCCACGGAGAGCGUGCAGAAGGAGGCAACGGAGACUGCCAUCGCAAAGAUCCCAGACAGCAAAGAGACAAAGGAGGUCUCGGCUACGCGAUCCGCGACCGCCAGCGCAGUGGCGACACGCGAAGCGACAGCGGACAUCGUGGUCCCUUACACGCAAUCUGCCAUCAGGACGGCGACUAUGACUCGCUCAGCGGAUGGCUACGCGCAGGGGAUGGCUUACGCUACCGCCUGUGCUAACCCAGAGGGUCCACUGAGGACCCCUGAUGCGCAGGCCGCCGCCGCAUCCGCUGCUUAUGCCUUGGAGAAGGCCUUCAGACAGGCUGCCAACUUUGCGCUGCAGAGUGCCAAGGCAACUGCCAUGGCUGAUGCCAAAGGAGCAGCGCUGACCACAGCUUCCAAGGAGGCCUUCGAAGCGGCCAAGGAUGCCGCCAGCGAGGUGGCAAAAGCAGCGGCGGUUUCGCAAGCCACUGCUGGAGUCAAGGACCAUGCCGAGAAGGUUGCUGAGGAGACGGCCAAGGCCCGAGCUGUGGCAGCGGCCAAGGAGGCUGCACAGCAGGCAGCCAGCAAAGAUGCCAAGGAGAAGGCCUCAAAGCUGGCGGAAGCCGCAGCCCAGGAGAAGGCCGAGCAGCUAGCCAAGGGCGGUUCGGCGACAGUGGAGGAGGUGAAGCCCGCGAAGCAGGAGGAGAAGAAGUCUGAGGAGCCCGCAAAAGACAUCAAGAAGGACGAGUCUGAGAAGAAGGAAGAGGUGAAGAAGGAGGAGGUGGACAAGGAGGACAUGUUCGCCAAAUGGACAGCCAAUGAUGCCUUGGAGAAGGAGGCUGCCGAAGACAAGAAGGCCGCUGCAAAAGAGGCAGCCGUUGAGGCCAAGGAGGCGGCCAAGGAGGAGGAGAAGAAGGAAGCCAUGGCUUCUGGGCCAAAAUUCAGUGCCCUAUAUGUCAUUUCCCGAAAUAUUCUCACAUGUGGCUGGACUCUGAAAGAGUCUAAUUUCUGCAUCCCGCACCAAGCCAAGGAUGCCUUCAAGAAAUGGGCCAAGGCAAGGUGA
Molecule: messenger RNA, 1650 nt
Organism: Symbiodinium pilosum
Lineage: Eukaryota; Dinophyceae; Suessiales; Symbiodiniaceae
Source: the annotation of a GenBank genome assembly